This is a messenger RNA of Acytostelium subglobosum LB1, 1668 nucleotides long. RefSeq lists its product as hypothetical. The coding region runs from base 1 to 1668 and encodes 555 amino acids. The transcript has a single exon. Gene Ontology annotation, molecular function: metal ion binding; protein binding. The record is from RefSeq and is a predicted model, not a curated record. Lineage: Eukaryota; Evosea; Eumycetozoa; Acytosteliales; Acytosteliaceae.
AUGAUCACCAGGUGUUCACUUCAUGUAGAAUUAGAAAGAUCACACUUUACCAGCGGUGGUACAGUCAAUGGCACAAUUCACUUGACUCUCUAUCAACGCCAGUUCCUUCACUCAGUCCAAGUUCAUCUUGGUGGCUUUGAGAAGAUAUACCUUCAGUCGGGAAAAGUUGAUCACGGCAGUAAUGCCGAGCACAUCAAUGUGAGCACGGACGAACAUCAUCAUAUCAGUCCAUUCUUCUCUGAAUCACGUGUAAUCUUCCCACCACCACCACCACUAUCUGCAGCGGACAUCACAUCAGCAGCUACAACUUCCGCCUCAUCAUCUUCACCCUCAAGCUCACAAUCACCAAUUAUCACAUACAGCCCGCCGUCCCUUCACUCGAGAAACAUUAACAAGGACAGCAACCAUGGCAACAGUAGCAACAACCACAAAAUAUUGUCCCAUAUCAACUUUACUGGCGACGGUGCAGAGCUCGACCUUGGAACCUACACACAUACAUUCUCUCUUCAACUACCAACAUUCUUGGCGCCCUCUGUCAACUACAUUGACUUUCUCUCUAUCUUUUAUGUGGCACGUUGUGUCGUCAACUACAGUAAGGGCAAAGAGUGGCAGCCCAUAUCCAUACAUCGCAGUACAGAGUUCUUUGUUCAGGGUGUAGGAGCGACAUACCUACAGCACCUGGCAGACAACCGAUCAUUUGUCAAUGCUCGAGUCUCGCGCUUCCUCUGGUCGUCCAAAGCUCAGCCGGUAGAGAUGGCUGUAUGUCUACGUGACGCCGACAACUUCAUUGGAGAUCGCGUCUUUUUCUUUGUACAACUACGCAACCCAUCCAACAUCAGCAUAACCGAGCUCCAACUGGAUUUCUUCCAACAGAUCCACAUCAUCCUCCCCGGUGAAUCGACGAAGCAGCAACUGGCCUGCACCAAGAUGAUGUCAUCGUCGUUUGAUAUCAGUAGUCGCUCGGCAACCGCUCACAACAAUGACAUUACAUCGGCUCAAUUCCAGAUCAAGCUGCCGCAGAUGGUAGAGGACGACGUUGUGUUCCCCACUACUUUGGGUUCGCUCUGCAAAAUCAAACACUUCUUCCGUGUAUCACUGCCACAGGUCAAAGUGGAGGUUCGUCUCAAGUUCCAGCUUUGGUCAAGAUCAACAGUUUGUGAUGAUGAUACCCAACUAAACAAUCUCAGCUAUCUAAGUCUCAGCAACAAUAAUAUCAAUAAUAUCAACAAUAACAAUAACAACAACAACAACAACAACAACAACAACAACAACAACAACAACAACAACAACAACAACAACAACCUCAACAACAAAGUACCAGUUGCAUGGCAAGUGGAUUGGAUGCCAACUUGGGUCAGAGACGAAGAUAACACCCAAAAGUGCACGUUGUGCUCUGAAUCAUUCAAUUUCAUUGUGCGCAAGCAUCAUUGUCGCUCGUGUGGCAAUGUAUUCUGUGGCAAAUGUGCAGGACAACGACUGCCUUUGGCCAAAUAUGGCGUCAACGAGAAGGUCAGAGUGUGCAUACUCUGCCAGGAGGAGAUCAAGGACACCAAAUCCAGAGAGGACACACAGUUACCCAAGCGAAGGUAUCAUCCACAUCUUGUCUUGACGACCAACCUCCACACAAACGAUAGUAGUAGCCAUCUACAUUCCCGUGGGUCCAAGUGA